UACUCUAUUAAGUUACGCAAUUAUUUAGCUGUUUAUAAUAGUUGAUUUGCCAUUUAUGAGCUCAGUAUUAAAAACAAAGCUGAUAAGUGCGCACCUCGCAACAAAAUGAGUUUCAAUAACAAAGUGGUGAUUGUAACCGGGUCCAGUUCCGGUAUUGGGGCCGCGGCGGCAAUCGCGUUUGCUAAAGAGGGCGCUAAUGUCGUUAUAGUGGGACGCAAUGAAGAGAAAAUGAAAAAUGUAAGCAAAAAAUGUGAAAGUUUUGGUAAGAAACCACUGGUCAUUAAAGCGGACGUAUCAAAUGAUGUCGACGCUAAGAGAAUGAUAGACGAAACUAUAAAUAAAUUUGCUAAAUUAGACAUUCUGAUCAACAACGCAGGUAUUGCGGAACAAGAUGAGAUAACAAGUGAUAGUUUUAUGAUAAGUUUCGAUCGUGUGAUGAACAUAAAUUUACGUGCAGCGGUGUAUAUAACGCAUUUAGCUGCACCACAUCUGAUCAAAACAAAAGGAAAUAUAAUCAACAUAUCGAGCAUAGCUGGCUCUACAAAUGCAGGUUCCACCGCACUUACUGCAUAUUGUACAUCGAAGGCUGCACUUAAUCAUUUUUCUCGGGGCGUCGCGUUGAAAUUAUCUGGACAUGGCGUCCGUGUGAAUAUCAUCAGUCCAGGACCGGUACGCACUGAUAUUCUAGACAAUCUAUCCAUUCCUAAUUUCAAUUGGGACACCUUCAAAGAGACUACGCCUCUAAAGAGAUACAGUGAGCCUGAAGAAAUUGCUGAUUUAAUCUUGUUCUUGGCCAGCGACAGAGCGAGAGGCAUCACUGGAUCUGAAUUUGUUUCAGAUAAUGGUAUUUUAGUGAAAAAUUAAGGGACAAGUAUAACAGAAGUUACUUAAAUAGAUAACGUUGAUAUGAUAUACAAGUAUUAUCUAAAUCACAACCAAUUGCUAAAUAUCUCGAUUGUAAAAUUUUAUAUGUAAAAUAUACAAUAAAUUACUGA
Molecule: messenger RNA, 995 nt
Organism: Papilio xuthus (Asian swallowtail)
Lineage: Eukaryota; Metazoa; Arthropoda; Insecta; Lepidoptera; Papilionidae
Product: 17-beta-hydroxysteroid dehydrogenase 14-like
Exons: 1
Coding region: 106-864 (252 amino acids)
Molecular function (GO): oxidoreductase activity
Source: RefSeq, a predicted model, not a curated record